Molecule: messenger RNA, 2356 nt
Organism: Chinchilla lanigera (long-tailed chinchilla)
Lineage: Eukaryota; Metazoa; Chordata; Mammalia; Rodentia; Chinchillidae
Gene: Tbx19
Product: T-box 19
Exons: 9
Coding region: 1-1377 (458 amino acids)
Biological process (GO): cell fate specification; regulation of transcription by RNA polymerase II; mesoderm formation
Cellular component (GO): nucleus
Molecular function (GO): RNA polymerase II cis-regulatory region sequence-specific DNA binding; DNA-binding transcription factor activity, RNA polymerase II-specific
Source: RefSeq, a predicted model, not a curated record
AUGGUCCUCAAUACACCGAUUAGACCUCUUCAGGGGCCCGUGGCCAUGAGUGAGCUGGGCACACCGAAGGCCAGCGAAGGCACCGUCUCUCGCCUGCUCAAUGUGGUGGAAAGUGAGCUUCAGGCCGGGAGGGAGAAAGGUGACCCCACAGAGAAGCAACUUCAGAUCAUCCUGGAGGAUGCACCCCUGUGGCAGAGAUUCAAGGAAGUCACUAAUGAAAUGAUCGUGACCAAGAAUGGCAGACGGAUGUUCCCUGUCCUGAAAAUUAGUGUCACAGGGCUGGACCCCAAUGCCAUGUACUCCCUCCUGUUGGACUUUGUCCCUACGGACAGUCACCGCUGGAAGUAUGUCAAUGGGGAGUGGGUGCCCGCGGGCAAACCAGAGGUCUCCAGCCACAGCUGCGUCUACAUCCACCCCGAUUCCCCCAACUUUGGGGCCCACUGGAUGAAGGCUCCCAUCUCCUUCAGCAAAGUGAAGCUGACCAACAAGCUGAAUGGAGGUGGGCAGAUAAUGCUGAAUUCUCUGCAUAAGUAUGAACCCCAGGUUCACAUAGUGCGCGUUGGAGGUGCCCACCGCAUGGUAAUGAACUGCUCCUUCCCUGAAACCCAGUUCAUAGCUGUGACUGCCUAUCAGAACGAGGAGAUCACAGCUCUCAAAAUCAAAUACAACCCUUUUGCCAAGGCCUUCUUGGAUGCCAAGGAAAGAAAUCACCUAAAAGACAUUCCGGAGACUGUCUCUGAGGGCCAGCAUGUGGCCUAUUCUCACUUGGGAGGCUGGUUCUUCUCCAACCCGGAUGGUGUGUGCACAGCAGGAAACAGCAGCUACCAGUACGCAGCUCCUCUGCCUCUACCUGCUCCACACACGCACCACGGCUGCGAGCACUACUCUGGCCUCCGAGGACGCCGGCAGGUGCCCUACCCCCCAGCCUAUGUGCACAGGAGCCAUUCCCCCUCAGUAAACUUGAUAGAAAAUUCAAGCAGUAAUCUGCAAGUCUUCUCAGGACCUGACAGCUGGAAUUCCUUGUCCUCCACUCCCCAUGCCAGCAUCCUGUCUGUACCCCACACCAACGGACCAAUCAAUCCAGGGCCCAGCCCCUACCCGUGUCUGUGGACCAUCAGCAAUGGAGGUGGAGGUCCUGCAGGAUCGGCCCCUGAGAUGCAUGCCAGCGGCCCUGGGGCAUUUCUCCUUGGAAACCCAGCUGUGACUUCGCCCCCCUCAGCGCAGACAUCUGCUUCGGCAGCUGUGGAGGUCCUGGGAGAGCCCGCACUCACCAGCAUUGCAGUGUCCACCUGGACAGCAGUGGCCUCGCAUCCCUUCCCAGGCUGGGGUGGUCCAGGAGGGAGUGGGCGCCAUUCUCCCUCCCAUUUGGAUAGCUAGGAAGGAUCUGAGCAGUCUCUGUUGGAAGAGGACUCUGGAUAUGUGCAGUGCUGAAAAUCCCAUCUGCUGAUUCUUGGGCCUCCAGGGUCAGCUUAUCCUGGAAGUCCUUCUGGGGAUAGGUUAAUGUGGAGGAUGCUAAUCAUGCCACUCACAUCUCCCUGCCACUUUCCUUUGCAUUUCCAUUGUCUCUGGGAUUGACCUUGCCACUGUUAGGUGAUGAAACUCCACCAAGUCACUUCUUGGGUCCCUGCCCCUUACCUGCAAGUGGUUGUGGAAAGCCUCCCUUCCUUUUCUCUGCAUGUGAUGGCCACGAGCUCAGAGUUCACUCAGCAAGGCCACUGCCUCCUGCUUUGCGCAGCCCUGGAAAAUAUUUGUAGCUGCAGAGCCUGGGCUGGCUUAUGCUCUGGGACCAAGACAGAGGUGAGCCUGGAAAGUGGAUGAAAUGAUACAACUGAUCAUGUGCUACGGCAGUGUGUCUGGAAUUGAGGGGAUGAGACCACCUCACUCCCCUGCUCAGACACCUUCAGUAGCUCCCCACUGCCUUCUGAUCUCCUUCCUUUAAAGAGAUUCUUGCUCCCACCCUUUCCCAGGUUCAGCUCCCUCUGUCAACCUUUCCUUCCUGUUCCCCUCAAAGCAUUCGUAUUAACUGCCCUUCCCCUUCUGGAUGCCUCUCCCAGUCUCUGGAAUGUCUCUCUCUCUCCCCAGUUCACCGGUGUGGCUCUACCCACCCCCAGCGUCCUGCGGGAACAAUGCUUGUGAAUCCUCUGGUGAAACUCACCUUUCCUCAAUGCCUGUUCUCCCUGUGUAUUUGCCUUGCCACAGAGCUCACCUCCUUCUGUUUUGCAUUUUUGUUACCCAUAAGGUUUUCUCUCUCCACUAGACUAUAAGCCUCUCAAGCAGGAGGCCUUGCCUUCCCAUUUCUGUGCCCCUCAGCACUCUGCACUGUGCCUUGCCUGUUGUACAUGCCCAAUAAAUGUUU